AGAGGAGUUUGAAAAGAUGGACUGUGACCAUGAGGAUGAACGCAGUGGCCAGUCACCAACUGGAUCGGAAUCCAACUUUCGUGAAGAUAAGCUGCAAGAUAGUUCAGUUCUUAGUACAUCAGCUUUUCAGCACACUGCAUCAUCUCUUGUAAAAGACUUGGAAUCUACUAGAACAUGUCUAAAGGAUAGUGAAUUAUCACCAACUGAUGAACUUUCUGGGAAGGAAAACUUGUGUCUUAUUUCCCCUCUUAGCAAAUCGAAACCACUAGCAUUUGAUGUGCAUAUCAAAGAAGUCCCAACAGAUUUGAAAAAUCCAUUUCAGAAUGUUCUAAACCCACCUGGCAGUGACAUCAGCAACGCUUUUCCUGUCUGCGUUCAACUACCCACAAACCAUCUUAAAAAGUCACAUAUCACUGCUUAUAAACCAACACACCAUCAUCGCAAAAUCAGCCGGUCCUCCACCUCCACACUGAGUCGUAUGAGCCUGAAAGCCCCUGUUGAAGACCUGUGUGCAUCCUUUCUGUUGGCGUGUUUGUUCUGCAAGUUUUGGGAUUGCAUGCUGGCCGUUGGUGAUGGAUGUCAAUUCUGCGUGGCCUCUAUCUGUUCGUCCUUCUGCUCUAACGCAUGCUGUUGCGACCCUUCCAAUCUGGAGGACUUUAUAGAUUUUUGCACAUGUUGCAGCUGCACUGAAUUCAUGGAGGCAUGCGGCUGCAGGUGUGGAGAAAACGCCUUUGACUGCUCCAUUUGCGAUCUUUGUCUAGAGACGACUGAAUGUCUGGAACUAGGCAUGGAACUCUCCCAGCUUCUGUUUCACUAGCUGCUCAUGAUGUCUCACACUCAUUUAUAUACUACUCAUGACAAUCACAUAAAGCUGGAAUGGAAUGUAGCAAAUGUUAUGUACUGAUUUUUUUUUUUUUUAAUGUUUUAUUUGUUAGGGACAGAUACAAUAAACAUAGAUGAAAAUGAAACAACAGUCAUCCCAUGCAUGUACCAUAGUGCUUGUAGCCGAAGCUAAUUUGCAACACUCGCUGCAAGGAGGGCUUUUAUAAAUUACAAUUACA
This is a messenger RNA of Cyprinus carpio (common carp), 1061 nucleotides long. RefSeq lists its product as uncharacterized. NCBI's taxonomy places the organism in Eukaryota, Metazoa, Chordata, Actinopteri, Cypriniformes, Cyprinidae. The record is from RefSeq and is a predicted model, not a curated record.